AUGUCGAAGGUGCUGUCAGCGUUGGGCGGCGCUCUGCCAGACGAGCGGCCUCUGCUGUCUCUGCAAAUAGUUGAGAGUGUCGCCAAGUGUCCAGCUGGGUACUGGCCGGUCAGCAGGACGUACGAUGAGGACGCUGAUGCUGGGCUGCUACGUCAGACCGGGUUGUUUGGGAAGAAGCCUAGCCAUUACAUAUGCUUGUCGAAGUCUGAGGGCGUUCCAGGAUAUGUGAUGGACGGUUUAAUGGUGCUCGGAGAACGGGAGGCGACCCCAGCGGGGUACAGCGUGGCCGGUCGUGCGGGCAAACGACGUGUGUGCACCAGAGUGUCUCGUGUCGGAGGCGCAGCUCCUGCUUCACCUGCGCUAAAUAGCGCUCCACUCGUCACUGAUGUAAUCGUGUGUUCAAGAAUGCGCUCUGCGCCCCAGGGUUUCCUAUUAGCCGGCGAAAUUAAUGGCAAGGUUGUGUGCUAUAAGGUGAGCGGCGGAAGCGGUGAAACGUCGCCCACGCACCAUAGCGAGUAUGAAAAUGUCAUAUCAAACACGACGCCAGAAGCCAAUAGAAGAUUACGUGCAGUCCCCGAACGACCGCCGAAGCUGUCACCACUUGUUAACGAGCUCAAUAACCUGAACCUUAAGUCGUCUACCACGUAUCCGAAGAUCGAAGAGUUUACCAGCGACCACGACUACGAAGCGCUAAGUCCCUCCUACAACAUAAAGCCAGUGAGACCCGCCCCGCGACCUCCCGCAAAUAAAUCUCCUAUCCCGCAUGGGAGCCCCGGACCGCUUUCGCCGGGGCCUCAUGGAAGGAAAAAGGGCCCAGCGCCGUUACCCCGCGUCUCGAAUUACCAGACUCUUGGAGGUUACAACGGAUUGGAGGGUGUGCCGUUUGUUUUGAACUCGAAGCUACGUGGGUUGCCUAGUGAUACUUUGGGUCAGUUCCCGGUUAUAAAGAAGAGGAGUUGCUUCGAUCUGGAUCGCGAUUAUGCCUACACCUUCACUGUUGAGAAACAAACGUGA
Messenger RNA from Leptosia nina, 1014 nucleotides. NCBI's taxonomy places the organism in Eukaryota, Metazoa, Arthropoda, Insecta, Lepidoptera, Pieridae. The record is from the annotation of a GenBank genome assembly.